Messenger RNA from Styela clava, 3061 nucleotides. Its product is annotated as coiled-coil domain-containing protein 39-like. The record is from RefSeq and is a predicted model, not a curated record. Gene Ontology annotation, cellular component: axoneme. Lineage: Eukaryota; Metazoa; Chordata; Ascidiacea; Stolidobranchia; Styelidae. Gene Ontology annotation, biological process: cilium-dependent cell motility; epithelial cilium movement involved in determination of left/right asymmetry; inner dynein arm assembly.
UCACACACCUUUAAUUUGAAAUAUUUUUUUUACAGUUUUUCAAAAUAAAAUCAAUCAAUCAUGGCGGAUUCUGUGAUUUCCGACAUUGAUUGGGAUGAAGGCAUUGCCAUGCCAGUGGCAAAUGUAGAAAACAAAACACUUGAAAAUGAACUGGCAGAAACAAGAAAAGAGAUUUCUCUUUUGACAAACGACCUCAGCGGCAAUGAUGAUAGGGUCCAUGCGAUGUCCCAACAUUUACAAAAUGUCAGACGUGAGCUGACACAUAACAUGGCUCUGAUUGAUGCCUAUUUGAAAGAUUUUGAGACUGAAGAACAUAUGAUUUCUAUAGCCCAACGUGAAGAUGGCCGCUUAAAUCAAGAAGUACAGAGGUUGGAAAAAGAUUUAACUCUUUUACGAGAUCAACAUAAUUCAUUUGAAAAUAAAAUAUUUCUGGACACCCAACAACUCGAAAAUUUAAAAUCUCAAAUGAAUUGGGAUCAAGAGGCAUUAGAAGCUUGGCUCGAAGAAUCGGCGAGACGUGAUGAGGACGCUAUUACAUUAAACAAAUACACUCGUCAAGAUGAGUCGAAGGUCAAAGAGCUUGGGCUUCUAAUUAAGCAUUUAACGGAAGAAGCACAGCAGAAACGUAAAUUUCUUGACCAGGAGACAACUGAGACAUUGUCAGCUCAAAUUGAACUUGAUAAGACGGCAGAAGAAUUCAGAAAAUCCCAUUCGACGAGAUUAGACUUGAUUAGACAAUGGGAGAUCACUAUCGAGCAAAUGCAGCGUCGUGACAGAGAAAUGGACCAAGCCGCUGUUGAGCUCGCAAGGACUAAGGAAGACAUCCGAUUACGAGAACAAAUAAUUGCAGAAAAGCAACUGUUUUUAGAGAACGAAUCAGAAAAUAAUCAAGAGAUGGAAAAGAAAAUUGCUUCCCAAGAACGUCUUGCCGCCAAGCUUCGAAUCCAGUACCAGGAACAUGAAAAUAAUCGAAUGCAACUUGAAGAUGAGCUGGAUACUUUGAAGUACACGGUAGAGAGAACAGCGACAGAUUUGGAAAGCAUCAAAAGCAGUGUCACAGGAUUGAAAAAAGAAAUUGUAUCGAAAAAUUUAAAACUCCAGCAAGCAACUCUAACUCGAGAACAGUUGCAAGACAAAUUAUCAGCUGCAAACCAGGGCGUUUUAAGUGCUGAAGAGCAAGCUGCUUUGGCUGAAGAAAUGCUCAAUAAAGAAGAAGAAUCGUUAAAAGAGUUUGACCAAGAAUUAAGAAGAAUAAGAGACCUUCAUUUCAAGAAAAAGGAAGAGUUACAUUCCGUCAUGACGAGUGAGAAAAACGUCGCAGCUUCAAUUCAAGGAAGUAGAGCUGCUAGUAAGAAUCUUUCUUCGCGACUCAAUAAACUCGACCAACAAUCUGUUAAACAGCAGGAGAUUAUUUAUAAUCAGGAUUUCACUAUUCAACAACUGGAACGUAGAAUUGCAAGAAUGCGAGGUGAAAUCAACACGGAGGAAAAGAAAGAGUUGGAAGCUCGUAUUGCAUCUCUUACAGCAAGCCUUGAAGACAAAAACAACAUACAUAUUGUUCUUACAACACAAUUAAAACGCCUACAAGAUGAUAUAAGGAGACAGAAACGUGACAUGGACAAAACAGGAACGGAAAAAUCCGGCUUAACAAGCAAAAUUGAAGAACUAGAGUUGCAUAAUGAAAUCUCACAAAAAGAACUGAAAGAAACAAUCGAGACAAAACAAAGUUCCAUGGUUGAAGACAGCAUUUUGAAGCUUGAGAUCAAGAGACUGACAGAUAUGUUGAAUGAAAAGGCUGACAACGUUUUCUCUCUUGAAAAACGAAACUUACAACUCGCAACAGCAAUGAAAGAGCGCCAAAAGGAGAUUACGAUUCAUAAAGACAUGAUUUUUAGUCAAACAAAAGCAGCUGAGGAAGAGCGUAAGACUAUAAAUGCGGAACUUCACCAACGUCUGGCUAAAAUUGACAAAUUACGCAAACGUUAUGAAAUCCUUAUGGUCUCAAUGGCGCCACCAGAAGGCGAAGAGGUCAAAUCUCAAGCGUAUUAUGUCAUAAAAGCAGCACAGGAUAAAGAAGAACUUCAACGUAAAGGCGACGAGGUUGACGCAAAGAUUAGAAAAGCAGAAAAGGAAAUUCGAGCUUUGGAAAACACUCUGCGACUUCUGAACAGCCGAAAUGAAACUUAUCGCAAGUCAUUCAACAAAGUCACUGAAACUAGCGAAGAGUAUGAAACAAAAGCACAAUUGGAUGAAAAACUUCGUGCCCUGAUGGACAAGUAUAAAUACAAACGUCGACAGAAGGAAUUGCAAGAGGAUCUCCAAACAAUGAGCAGUGCAAUGGACACGGCAAGCCGAGAUGAAACAGCUUAUAUGGAAAUGGUUCAAGAGCGUAAAAGCAGACUCGCACAACUCCAGAAAGAUCUUGAAGAGCAAGCUGCGAAAGCUGAUCGAGUUAUGAACCAAAUUUAUAAGACAACACGAGAAGUGAGAACACAACAAAGUGUGAAAGGUCCCAUUCAAGAAGAAAAGGAUAUCGAUUUACGAAGUCUGCGUGAACGUAAUAGAAAUAUAAGCAAGCAAGUUUCGAACGCUGUCCAACAAUUCCCAGAAAUGUACACUAUGGUUGAGAUGUAUUAUCAUCAAGUUGGACUUCCUGUUCCUACUGCUAAACCAAGCUCUCAGGGGUCAAGGAGCAGCUCUGUGCGAUCAAGCGCGAGAUCUUCACCACGAAGCGUUCUUUCUUCGGUAGGAAGUCCUGAAGUUCCGGCAGAUGAUUUCGGAAUGCGUGUCACUUCCCCUGCUGGAUCACAAAGGUCACGACAGUCAAGUGCUCGAAGUUCCCGAUCUGGUGUCGGAUCUCGCCAGUCCAGGCCGUAAUUUAAAACUGCUUUAAAAGACUGUUGACUCUUUGAACCUUGGGUCAAGCAUGAAUUGUGCUUUAAAAGCAUAAUAUUAUUUUGGCUCAUGCUUGCUUAUACAUAUUUUAUUGAUAACGACGUACUACUUUCAUUUCGCACAUUUUUGUUAUCUUUAGUCAAGUUAUUAAAAUGCGUACUUCAGC